AAUUGAACAAUGCCAAUGCCAUUCGCCAUUGGUCACAAUCUCAAUCUCACAGCAUUGUGUAAGGAAGCUUGGUUGAAAGCGUCGCUUCACGGUCUGCUUAUGACACACAGUCCAACUGUAAACGCCUCUACAUAUCUUUAACUAUUGCAAGCCCGCAUUUCCGAGAAAUUCCUAUAAGAGGGUAAGCAAAUCCACUCCGACAUCAAUGAGAGGGAAUUUGAGUUUGCUACACAAUUUUUUACAGAACACCCUUAUACGGAUGUAUGACAAUUGUGGAAGCUUAGUUGAUGCACGCAAAGUGUUUGACCAAAUGACUGAGCAUGAUAUCUUCUCAUGGAAUAUCAUAAUUGCAGCUUACAGAAGACACGGGGAUCCUCACGAAACAUUGAGAGUGUUUCAGAGAAUGCAACCAACAGGUUUCCAACCUGAUCAAUUUACGUUUGCCAGCAUACUCCCGGCGUGUGCCAAAAUGAACUCGUUGGAACAGGGUAUGAUCAUACAUCAAAGAAUAAUUGAUAGUGGAAUUCUGUCAGAUGAUGUAGUUAGAAAUGCCCUGGUAGAUAUGUAUGCAAAAUGUGGAAGCAUACAGAAAGCACGUGAGCUGUUUGAAAAUAUGCCUCAAAAAAAUGUGGUCUCAUGGAAUGCAAUGAUUGCUGGAUAUACACAAAACGGUCUUCUUGACAGAGCUAUAAAGGCUUUUCGAAAAGAUGCCUCAAAGAAAUGUUGUUUCAUGGAAUGCGAUAAUUGCAGGAUAUGCACAAAAUGAUUUUGUUGAAGAGGCCUUGGAAAAUUUUAAGAAAAUACAAUCGACAGGUGUAAAGCCCAUUACUACAACCUUUGGCAGUGUCCUUACAGCCUGUGCCAAAAUGGAAGCUUUAGAACAGGGAUGCGUACAAAAUGGACUUGUUGAAAAGGCCUUGGAAACUUUUAAGCAAAUGCAUUUGGGAGGCGUAAAGCCAAACUCCACAACCUUCGCAAGCAUCCUCCCAGCUUGUGCCAGAAUGGGAGCCUUAGACCAAGGUAUGGGCCUCCAUCGAAGCAUAGUGGAAAGGGAUAUUUUGUCAGAUAUUGUAGUUGCAAAUGCCCUCGUAGAUAUGUAUGGAAAAUGUGGUAGCAUACACAAGGCAUGCAAUCUGUUUGACAAAAUGCCUCAAAAAAAAUGUGAUCACAUGGACUACAAUGAUUGUAGGAUAUGCAUAAAAUGGGCUUGUUGAAAAGGCAUUAGAAGCUUUAAAGCAAAUGCAAUUGGCGGGUAUCAAGUCAAACUCCACGACCUUUGCAAGCAUCCUACCAGCCUGUGCCAAAAUGGGAGUUGUAGAACAAGGGGACAUCCAUCAAAGCAUAAUAGAAAGAGGAUUUAUGUCACAUCUUGUAGGUGCAAAUGCUCUGAUUGAUAUGUAUGCAAAAUGUGGAAUCAUACACAAGGCAAGUGAAGUUUUUGACAAAAUGCCUCAAAAAAAUGUAAUAUCAUGGAAUGCAGUGAUUUCAAGGUAUACACAAAAUGGGUGUGUUGAAAAGGCUCUGGAAACAUUUAAGCAAAUGCAAUCAGUAGGUGUAAAGCCAGACUCAACAACCUUUGUCUGUAUUAUCCCAGCAUGUGCCAAAAUGGGAGCUUUAGAAUAAGGCACAGACAUCCAUCAAAGUAUAAUAGAAAUGAACAAAUUGUUAGGUGUUGCGGUUGCAAAUUCCCUAGUAGAUAUGUAUGCAAAAUGUGCAAGCAUAUAGAAGGCACGCUAAUUGUUUGAUCAAAUGCCUCAAAGGAAUGUGAUCUCAUGGACUUCAAUGAUUGCAGGAUAUGCACAAAAUGGCUUCUAUAAGGAUACUCUUAGUCUUUUUGAAUCAAUGAAG
This is a messenger RNA of Cryptomeria japonica (Japanese cedar), 1848 nucleotides long. RefSeq names its product pentatricopeptide repeat-containing protein At2g13600-like. The record is from RefSeq and is a predicted model, not a curated record. Gene Ontology annotation, molecular function: RNA binding; protein binding. Gene Ontology annotation, biological process: RNA modification. The coding region runs from base 708 to 1214 and encodes 168 amino acids. NCBI's taxonomy places the organism in Eukaryota, Viridiplantae, Streptophyta, Pinopsida, Cupressales, Cupressaceae. The transcript has 2 exons.